UUGAGACAACCAGUCUCUGUUAAUGUUUGGGUUAUUUAUUUAUGUAUUUUCACCAGUAUCAUAUUUUCAUUUUCACCAAGGAGGUAUAUAGCUGCAUCCUCUUGUCCCUGGCUGCAUCUUCUUGAUGUUCAAGAUUUAGUUUCAGUGAAAUAGUCUUACGGAGUAUAUGACCUUAGAUUAAAAAAAUGUCAAUAGAUACUACAAAAAUUCAGAAUACAAGCAUAUCAGAUGAAUUAAAGAUUUCAGAGAAAGCUAGUAAUGACGACGAAAUUAGUGAAAUUAAAGAUUCUGAUAUUGGCUGUGUAGGAGGACAAUGUAAACCAAAUAAUUAUAAUGCUGAAAAUGCUUGUCAUGAAGUUUCGGUUAAUUAUCCUAGUGCACUAUAUUUGAAUGAUGUUUCAAGAUUUCGUCAUGAAAAAAUGUUGAAUAAUGAGGACUAUUUUGAUUCAGUUUCUAAUAAUAAGCAGCAAUGCAGGAAGAACAACGAUGUUGAAACUGAGGAACUAGUGAAUGAGUUUAUCAGCAGAAAAAAAAAUAGAAAGUUUACUGUUUUCCAUAGUGAUUCCGAAGAUGAAAGUAUACCUACUGCAAUUUGUGAAGGAAAUUCUGAUGAUCAAAAUAAUGACUCUGAGAAGGUUUAUAGGAAAAAACAUAAAAGAAUAGGUGUAUUUAACAGUGAUUCAGAACAGGAAAGUGAGGAUGGUCCAAUUCAGGGUUAUGAUAUAAAUGAAAAAUUGGAAUACAAAUCUGUUGCUCACAAUGAUAAUGGAGGACGAACUGAAAUAAAUAGACAGCAUCAGGAUGAAAUAAUCUCUACUUUAUGUGAUCCAGAAAGCUCCGAUGAAAAUAAUGAAGAGGAUUCAGAGAAGGGGGAAGAAAAUAUUUCUGACUCAGAAUUAAAAGCAUUGCAAUGUCAUGAAGUCAUAUCUAAAUCCAGAAAAGGAUUAACGGAACAGAAAUGUGACCAUAAAACAGAGAAAAUGACUGCAAAAAAAGCACUUGAGCAAAGAAAAGAAAUACUUGCUGAAUCACAAAGGAGAGUAAGAGAAUCAAGAGUUUCUUUACCUUACCAUAAACCUAAGACUAGGACUCUUAAGGAAUUUUUACAAAACCGCCCAAAGUUAGCUGCACCUUUAAGUGAAGUUUCCCAAGGAGCUUCUCGAUCUAUAUCUAUAAAGAUGAGCAUUCAGCAAUUAGAAAUAGUCAGUCAGAAGAUGAAAGAAAGAGAGAAAGAGGUUGAAGAGUUCUACAAAUCAGAAAGUGAAUCAGAACAUGAAGACGAAAUAUCCUCAACUACAAAUAUCAGUAUUAGCUGUGAACCUACCGUGGAAGAAAAUCAAAAUGACGAUUCAAUAAUGAAAGAACUGAUCAACGAAGAACUUCCCAAAGAAGGACCGGAAAAUGAAGAUGGCAAUGAAAUGACUACUGAAAUCGUAACAAAUAUUAAAAACAUAGAUUCAACUGAGGAUAAAGUAAAUCAAAGCACGGACGAAAUUUCACAACCAUCUGAAACAGGAUAUACAAGGAAAAUAGACGAAGAAAUGAUCCAGUGUGAAAUAACAGAAGUAAAAGAAACAGGAAAACACGAAAUUCUUGAUACAAAAGAAUAUAGUGAAUCUGAUCAAAAGACACUUAUCGAUGUUCUGAAUACAGAUAAUCCCGAGAGUUGUCGCAGCGAAGAAUCAGAAGUAACAGAAUCUUUCCAAACGGAACCCAUAGUUUUGAAUGAAAGUAAAGAAAGGGACACUACCAAAAAAAGUGAGAAAAUCAUACUCUUGUCUGAUGUUCUUGUAGUUCCAAUAAAAUCAAAUGAGUCUAACAUAAAAAAAUAUAACUUGGAUGCUGAAUUACUUGAACUUGCAUCUGAAGCUGAAAAAGAGGUUAAAGAUCUCAAUGAAGACUACGAAUUUAAUUUGGAUGGUAUUGAAGACGAGAUGGUAGAAAAUGAAGGAAUUAUUGGGAGAAUAGAUAGAUUCAAGGCUAUAUCGAAGAGAAGAUCAGCAAUUCUGGAAAAGUUGGGGGAACUCAAACCGAGACUGAGUGUAGGGCCAAAUGAAGUUAUUGAUCUCGAGAAUGGCAUUGCUAUGCCUGAUGAAAUAUCUAGGUUGAGAGAAAGAUUCAUGAAACAUAAUUUGAAGUUGGAGAAGAAUUCAAACAAAAAAAAGGAAAUAAGCAUUACGAGUGUUGCGGAUGGCCAAAUACAUAGAGAAACCUUAUCUUUGAAAAUGGAGGAAAACGAGGAUGCAGAUAUGAAGCCCUUAGAGAAACCUGGAGUCAGAAUGCAAAAAUUGCGUGAAGAACUUCAAUAUCAGAUGGCAAAGAGACGCUCGGAUUUAUGGAGGGAAAAACUGAUAAAAAAGAACGAUUGUGAAAAACUUGAUGGAGAUACAGAUAAUGAUGAGAAAUUCGAUACGAAAGACAUAUUGGAUGAUGAAGAUGAAGAAGACUUUACAGAUCCAGAAGAAGAAUUAGAAGAAAAUGAUUGUGAUAUGUCAGAAAACAUACGAAGAAAAUCGGAUUUUGUGAAUGAAGAAGCUGAAGAAAGUGAAUUAGAGGGAAAUGAUGAUGAGGAAGGUCUACCUGAGGAAAAUGAGGAAGAAGAAGAAGAAUAUGAGACACAAGAAGAAGAUGAAAAAGUUGAGGAGGAGGAAGAAAUGGAAACAGUAGAUCAUGAAGAAACCGCCCAAAAAAAAAAAGUUCUGAAGAGAAUUAUCAGGCCUCUUGACGACGAUUCGGAUGAUGACAAUGCUCCAAACAAAAUUUCGGACGUAGUGAUAAAGAACAAUUAUAGUGAAAACUUUUUGACUUCCGUUCAGCCAACCAAUUACAAAACAACUGAAUUAGUCCUAUCCCCCCACAAAUCGGAAAAUCAUUUUGCUACUCCUGUUACCUAUAUGACUGGUCUUAGAAAUUUGAACACCUCAGGUUUAAAGUUUGUGGAUCCUGAAAUUGAAGAGGGAGAUAAAUCGCUUGACAAAUCUGAGAUCCAUGCUAAAAGAGCAGAAAAAUUCGAGGAUUCCAGUGUUUCCGCAGAAAAUUCAGUAAAUUCGAAUUUUUUAUCCACUCAAGAUGUACUAGAUAUCUGUUCUGGUGAAUUCCAAAAUUCUCUAAAAUGUGUUUCGAGUCCGGAGAUAUCCACUCAACAACUCCGGGAAGUUUUCACAGGAAGUAUGAAGUCUUCAUGUGAUUUCAAUACACAGGAUAUGAAUGAUAUUUGCUCCGGGGGAUUCACAGGUAUUUCACAAACCUCUCAAGUAAAAGAAAAAGAAAUGGUCCUUGAUGACAACGAUGAACAUUUGAUAUCCCAACUGAUAGAUGAAGAUGAGCUAGAAAAUUUCAAAAAGAAAUUCGAAUCUCCAGGUGUCGCCAACAAUUCAAGUACCACAAAAAAAUUAACUUUGGAAACCUUAAACGAAGUUUCAGGAACAGGAGGCGUUAUUGAUUCAGAUGAUGAAGAGGGAGGAUUGAAAUUGAAAAAUAAAAAAAGAAAACGUCUUGCCUUCUCAGAUGAUGAAGAAAGCUCAAUGAGUGACACUCCCCAAGAAGAAACCAUAGAUCUCCAGGACGACGAAGGACUUGCUAAUGUAGAUUAUGAUUCUGAAGAAAAUGAAGUUGAAGCUGUAGAUGAUCAGGAAUCCUCUGAAGGUCAGAAGAAAGAAAAAAUUAAAGCAUCUGAUUUUUUUGAGGAGGAGGCGGAGCUCUCUGAAUCAGAAUGGGGUAGUGAAGAUGAAGACGAAAGGAAUUUAGACGAUCUGGAGUUCGAAAAAGGAGAUGAGGAGAAUUUUGAUGAAGAUAAAUUGAGAACAGAUAUUGAGAAAUUACAAAUGAGGCAGAUGCUAGAUGAAGAUAACCGUGAAGUAAAAAUGCUCCAGGAACUUUUACUUGAAGAUGGCGAAUUACAUGGUUCAGGAAGACAACGACAAUUCCGGUGGAAAAAUAUUGAUACAGCUACUAAUGAUGCAGAAGUAAAGAAGGAUGAUGAGGACGACGAUAUAUAUUUAGAAGAAGAUGAGACUGAAGAACAAUGGAGAAAGGAGAGACAUCAGAGAGAAAUGUUGAAAUUGAAGCAACAAUCACAACAGGAAGAAGAUAGCCUGAUAAUAGACAGUCAAUCGUUAUCUUUCGCACAUAAAUCUUUGAAGAUAAAAAGUCAAACUAGUUUGAAUUCUCAAACUGUCUGCAGUGAAUUAGAUUCCAGUCCUAAAGUGAAGCAGCAAUUUGCAUUAUUGAGUAAGAGAGGAUCAUUUUUGAGUAGAGGCGACAAAAUAUUGCAGAAAAUCGCAGAAACCAGCAAGGUGACUUUCGCUUCCAAAAAUACCAACAGAAUUGUAUUCCAAACUAUUGAUGAGGAUACGAAAAAAAGGAAAGCUUCCUCAACAAACAUAGGCGACUCAACUCCAGUUGCGUUGAAGAAAUUGAGGCUUUCAGGACUGAGCCCUGGACUGAAUAAAGAUAGACCUAAGUUAGCAAAAUCUAUUUUCGAAAAAAUACUACAAGAUUGAUAAAAGUGAUAAUACUAUAUAGAAAUACAAAAUUCAUAUUUUAUAAGUGUUAUAUUCUGAACGCAUACUUUUUCUCAGAUGCUUUCAUGAAAGCCUAAUGUAAUACGCAGGACGAUUCAAGUAGGUCGUGCAGUUGGAGAUUUUCCAGUUGUAGUUGAAUUAGGAACUAUAAAUUUGUUAUACGUUGUAAGUGUUUUUAAGAAAAACCAAAAAAUUUCGCCCCAUAUAAAAACAUCACACCUCGUAUGUGGUUGCACUAUUGCAAGGUAUAGGCUCUUCAGAAGUAAUUUUUUUCAAGAAAAAGGACAGUGGAACGGAGUUUUCUCACCACUUGCUGCGUUCGAAGGUUCCAUUUCGAAUGAUGUCCAUUACUACGCUCAAAUACGUUUUUUGCGUGAGUGCAAAGAACAGAGCAUACUGAAUCAAGGACCUUUAUAUUUCUUUUACUUUAUUUAUUUCAUUUCAUUGUAAUCGACUGUCCAAUUACAGAUUACAUUUUAAAUAGAAAAUGAAUACAAUAUAAUGAACACAUUGUAA
This is a messenger RNA of Coccinella septempunctata (seven-spotted ladybird), 5039 nucleotides long. Its product is annotated as claspin-like. Gene Ontology annotation, biological process: mitotic G2 DNA damage checkpoint signaling; mitotic DNA replication checkpoint signaling; activation of protein kinase activity. The coding region runs from base 186 to 4502 and encodes 1438 amino acids. The record is from RefSeq and is a predicted model, not a curated record. The transcript is spliced from 14 exons. NCBI's taxonomy places the organism in Eukaryota, Metazoa, Arthropoda, Insecta, Coleoptera, Coccinellidae. Gene Ontology annotation, molecular function: anaphase-promoting complex binding.